Molecule: messenger RNA, 4590 nt
Organism: Meleagris gallopavo (turkey)
Lineage: Eukaryota; Metazoa; Chordata; Aves; Galliformes; Phasianidae
Source: RefSeq, a predicted model, not a curated record
AAGGAAGGGGUGGGAAGCUGAGGAGCGGACUACCUUGCUGUUAUUAUUAUUAUUUUUAUUAUUAUUUUUAUUGCUAUUAUUUACGCCGCGCAAGGAGGACGCUCGGAAUUCACCGGCCUGCCGGCUCCCGAGAAGGGACCGGGGAUUGCGGCGGUCGCUUUUCUUUCUCGAUUAUUUUUUUGUUUGUUUGUUUGUUUUGAUUUGGCUUUUUGUUCUCCCUCCCGUUAUUUCCCCUUUCCCGCUGAGCGGCGGCAGCAAUAUGGCUGGUGAUGGGCUUUUUGGGGGGCGCUGGCGGCGGGAGGAGCUCUCGGCAGCCCCUGCGCGCCCGGCUCGCUGUUAGCUAUGGCAAAUGGCAGCGGCGGCGGCUCCUACCCGGGCGGCAGCGGCGGCGGCAUUAGAAUGAGUAACAAUAUCAACGCCAACAAUCUCAACACAGACUCGUCCUCCUCCCCCGUCAAUGUGCCCAAGAUGGAUGCGCUCAUCAUCCCGGUGACCAUGGAGGUGCCCUGCGAUAGCCGCGGACAGCGCAUGUGGUGGGCUUUCCUCGCCUCAUCCAUGGUCACUUUCUUUGGGGGACUGUUUAUCAUCCUGCUGUGGAGGACCCUCAAGUACCUGUGGACUGUCUGCUGCCACUGCGGGGUCAAAAACAAGGAGGCCCAGAAGAUCAAUGGUGGUGGAGAUACGCAGGCAGAUGGGGCCUGCAAACCAACAGAUGAAAAAGAGGAGAAUGUGGCAGCAGAAGUGGGAUGGAUGACCUCUGUGAAAGACUGGGCAGGAGUCAUGAUAUCUGCCCAGACACUAACUGGCAGAGUACUUGUUGUCUUAGUCUUCGCUCUUAGUAUUGGUGCUCUUGUAAUAUACUUCAUAGAUUCAUCAAACCCAAUAGAAUCCUGCCAGAAUUUCUACAAAGAUUUCACAUUACAGAUUGACAUGGCUUUCAAUGUGUUCUUCCUACUCUACUUCGGCUUGCGUUUCAUAGCAGCCAAUGACAAGCUAUGGUUUUGGCUGGAAGUUAACUCAGUAGUAGAUUUCUUCACGGUCCCUCCAGUGUUUGUUUCAGUAUAUUUAAACAGAAGUUGGCUUGGUUUAAGAUUUUUAAGAGCCCUUAGACUGAUACAGUUUUCAGAAAUAUUGCAGUUUCUGAAUAUCCUUAAAACAAGUAAUUCCAUCAAGCUAGUGAAUCUGUGCUCUAUAUUUAUCAGCACAUGGCUGACAGCAGCUGGGUUCAUACAUUUGGUGGAGAACUCAGGGGAUCCUUGGGAAAAUUUCCAAAAUAAUCAACAGUUAACGUAUUGGGAAUGUGUUUAUUUACUGAUGGUUACAAUGUCCACUGUUGGUUAUGGAGAUGUUUAUGCAAAAACAACCCUUGGUCGCCUUUUCAUGGUCUUCUUCAUCCUUGGGGGAUUGGCCAUGUUUGCCAGCUACGUCCCUGAAAUCAUAGAGUUAAUAGGAAACCGCAAGAAAUAUGGUGGUUCCUAUAGUGCGGUUAGUGGAAGAAAGCACAUAGUUGUCUGUGGUCAUAUAACACUUGAAAGCGUGUCCAACUUCCUGAAGGACUUCCUGCACAAGGAUAGGGAUGAUGUCAACGUAGAAAUCGUCUUUCUGCAUAAUAUCUCCCCUAACCUUGAGCUGGAAGCUCUUUUUAAACGACACUUCACUCAGGUGGAAUUUUAUCAGGGUUCAGUCCUUAAUCCCCAUGAUCUGGCAAGAGUAAAGAUAGAGUCAGCAGAUGCGUGCCUAAUUCUUGCCAAUAAAUACUGCGCUGACCCAGAUGCUGAGGAUGCCUCCAAUAUUAUGAGAGUUAUUUCAAUAAAGAAUUAUCAUCCGAAGAUAAGAAUUAUCACUCAGAUGUUGCAGUAUCACAAUAAGGCUCAUCUGUUAAAUAUUCCAAGCUGGAACUGGAAAGAAGGGGAUGAUGCAAUCUGUCUCGCUGAGCUCAAGCUGGGUUUCAUAGCUCAGAGUUGCCUGGCACCAGGCCUUUCAACAAUGUUAGCCAACCUCUUUUCCAUGAGAUCAUUCAUAAAGAUUGAGGAGGAUACGUGGCAGAAAUACUAUCUGGAAGGAGUUGCAAAUGAAAUGUAUACAGAAUAUCUGUCUAGUGCCUUUGUGGGUUUGUCCUUCCCUGCAGUUUGUGAACUGGUGUUUGCGAAACUAAAGCUCUUAAUGAUAGCCAUAGAAUACAAGUCGGAAAAAAGAGAAAGCAGUAUAUUAAUCAAUCCCGGAAACCAUGUCAAGAUUCAAGAAGGUACCUUAGGAUUCUUCAUUGCAAGUGAUGCCAAAGAAGUAAAAAGGGCAUUUUUUUACUGCAAGGCCUGCCAUGAUGACAUCACAGAUCCCAAAAGGAUAAAAAAGUGUGGCUGCAAACGGCAAGUAAAGAAUGCAGCUAGAUCAAGUUACCCAAAAAGCUCAUAUCAAUUCAAGAAUACAACUACUAUUGCACUGGUUGGUGCCAAGUCCGCUGAAGGAGCCCCGGAACCUGUUCCACUUGUUAAUAACCGUAAAGGGAGCCUCUUCCUACCCAACAAUCCCUCGCUGCUGCAACUUAACUUAUUGAAUUCUGUUGAACAAGGAAAAUCUACCUAUUGUAGAUUGCAAAGGGCACUCAGCUUGCCUGUAAAAUAUCGCUACCACUCUCAAAAGCCUGGGUUGAACCAAGAUCUCCUUGAAGAUGAGCAGCCGUCAACACUAUCACCCAAAAAAAAGCAACGAAAUGGAGGCAUGCGAAAUUCACCCAACUCCUCACCCAAACUGAUGAGGCAUGACCCCUUGUUAAUUCCUGGCAAUGAACAGAUUGACAAUAUGGAUGCCAAUGUGAAAAAAUAUGACUCUACAGGAAUGUUUCAUUGGUGUCCAGCCAAGGAUAUUGAAAAAGUCAUUUUGACUCGAAGUGAAGCAGCGAUGACAGUUUUAAGUGGGCAUGUAGUCGUUUGCAUAUUUGGGGAUGUUAAAUCUGCUUUGAUUGGAUUAAGAAAUUUAGUGAUGCCAUUACGAGCCAGCAACUUUCACUACCAUGAACUCAAGCACAUUGUGUUUGUGGGUUCACUUGAAUACCUGAGAAGGGAAUGGGAGACACUGCAUAACUUCCCCAAGGUUUCAAUCUUGCCUGGUACACCAUUAAGUCGGGCUGAUUUAAGGGCUGUCAACAUCAACCUCUGCGACAUGUGCGUUAUCCUGUCAGCCAAUCAGAAUAAUAUUGAUGAUGCUUCGCUGCAGGACAAGGAAUGCAUCUUGGCGUCACUCAACAUCAAAUCUAUGCAGUUUGAUGACAGCAUUGGGGUCUUGCAGGCUAAUUCCCAAGGCUUUACACCCCCUGGUAUGGAUAGGUCAUCUCCAGACAACAGUCCUGUCCAUGGCCUGUUACGUCAACCCUCCAUUACAACAGGAGCCAACAUCCCUAUUAUAACAGAGCUCGUAAAUGAUUCAAAUGUUCAGUUCUUGGACCAAGAUGAUGAUGAUGACCCAGACACAGAACUGUACCUCACACAGCCCUUUGCAUGUGGAACCGCAUUUGCUGUCAGCGUGCUGGACUCUCUCAUGAGCGCAACAUACUUCAAUGACAAUAUCCUCACACUGAUACGGACAUUGGUAACAGGAGGAGCCACACCAGAGCUGGAAGCACUGAUUGCUGAGGAAAAUGCUUUGAGAGGAGGUUACAGCACGCCCCAGACACUUGCAAACAGGGACAGGUGUCGAGUUGCUCAGCUGGCUUUGUACGAUGGGCCAUUUGCAGACUUAGGGGAUGGAGGCUGUUAUGGAGAUCUAUUUUGUAAAGCACUGAAAACAUAUAAUAUGCUUUGCUUUGGAAUUUAUCGAUUAAGGGAUGCUCAUCUAAGUACUCCCAGCCAAUGCACUAAACGUUAUGUUAUCACAAACCCACCAUAUGAGUUUGAGCUUGUGCCGACAGACUUGAUCUUCUGUUUGAUGCAGUUCGACCACAACGCUGGCCAGUCCCGGGCCAGUCUUUCUCAUUCCUCCCAUUCCUCCUACUCUUCCAGCAAGAAGAGCUCAUCAGUUCACUCCAUCCCAUCAACAGCAAACCGACCGAACCGCACCAAGACCAGGGAUUCCCGGGAAAAACAGAAGUAUGUGCAGGAAGAUAGACUUUGAUAUGUGUAUCUGCUCCCACUGUGUGUGAAACUUGCAUUCACCACCCAUUCUCCCCAAUUAAUGUUUCCAACAGUAAUGUUCCCUGUUUUCCCAUGGAGCUCUCCCUUUUUGUACACAUAUUUUGCAUAUGUAUGACAGUGUGCAUGUGGUUGUCAUUUUUAUUUCACCACCAUAAAACCCUUAAGCACAACAGCAACAAAGCAGACGGACCAAAAGUUAUUUAUAAUACCAGGGGAGAAAAAAAUCCAAAACCAAAUAGGCACACUGAAAACAUAAAUAACUCACUGCAGUUACCUAGAUAUCAGAAAAUAGAUUAUAUUUAACAUGAACACUUGUUUUUGAUGUUAGAUUUACACAAAGAAAGUCAUUUAGUGCAGAAGUGUUGAUGUAUUUUGCAGUAGGUUUUUAUAACUGUAUUUAGAGGAGUUGCUACAUUUAUAUGAAGCUUAUGAAAUUAACCUAUUGCCACAAAAAAAAAAAAAA